This is a messenger RNA of Tarenaya hassleriana, 2410 nucleotides long. RefSeq names its product exocyst complex component EXO70B1. Gene Ontology annotation, cellular component: exocyst. The record is from RefSeq and is a predicted model, not a curated record. Gene Ontology annotation, molecular function: phosphatidylinositol-4,5-bisphosphate binding. The coding region runs from base 72 to 2156 and encodes 694 amino acids. NCBI's taxonomy places the organism in Eukaryota, Viridiplantae, Streptophyta, Magnoliopsida, Brassicales, Cleomaceae. The transcript has 2 exons. Gene Ontology annotation, biological process: exocytosis.
ACCAUAUUGCCACUGGCCCAACCCCGACGAUCACGAAGAACGCUCAGGCGUGCGUGAGAAGCUCCUGGUAGAUGGCGGCUACGACGACGACGGCAACGGAUGCAUCGAGCAUCGGCUCCGCCGCUCCGGGAGGCGGAGGUGGACCUGAGGACCGUGUCCUCGCGACGGCGCAGCAGAUCGUGAAGAGUCUGAACACACCGAAGGAGGUUCGCGAAGACAUGCUGCUCAUCUUCUCCAGCUUCGAUAAUCGUUUGUCGAACAUCAAGUCGGUGAUGACGAAGGAAGAGAAGGAUGAGUCCGACGUCGCUUUGGCGCGGUUGGAGGCGGCGGAGAUGCUCAUCCACCGGUGGGACUCCGGCGCAAAUGACUCCUCCCGCCACUCGUCGUCGUCUUCUGGUAACCACCACCAUAACUCUUCCUUGUCUGUGUCGUUCGAGGAAUCGUCGGAGGAAGCCGUGGAGUUUCUCUCCGCCGUUGAUGAGAUUCUGUCUCUGCUUGAGGGUUUUUCUCUGGAAAACAAGCCCGAACUUGUGGAACGAGCCGACAGUUCUUUGCAGCUUGCCAUGUCUCAAUUGGAGGACGAGUUCCGACAUAUCUUGAUCCGCAACACUGUUCCUCUCGACGCGGAGCGGCUCUACGGCUCCAUUCGACGCACUGCCCUGUCUUUUGCAGAUGGUGAUAUCGGUGAGGAAUUUGAGAAUUUUGGGGAGGUUGCUGAUGGAGAAGAAAUCGGGAGUAGAAGGGGGUUGUUCCAUGAGAGGGGAGGGAGCAUAGGAGGUGAUCUGUGGGUAGAUUUGAUCAAUCCGAUUGCAGUUGCAGGGUUGAAGGAGAUUGCGGAACGGAUGAUCCGUUCUGGAUAUGAGAAGGAGUGUGUGCAGGUGUAUAGCACUGUGAGGCGUGAUGCUUUGGAUGAGUGUUUGAUGAUUCUGGGUGUGGAGAAGCUCAGCAUCGAAGAAGUGCAGAAGAUUGAAUGGAAGGUUUUGGAUGAGAAGAUGAAGAAAUGGAUACAAGCUGUGAAGAUUACUGUUAAGGUUCUUCUUGCUGGAGAGAAGAGGCUAUGCGAUGAAAUAUUCAGCAGCUCAGAAUCAAGUAAGGAAAUUUGCUUCAACGAGACAACCAAAGGUUGUGUGAUGCAGCUGUUGAAUUUCGGAGAGGCCGUGGCCAUAGGUAGAAGAUCGUCAGAGAAGCUGUUCAGGAUUUUGGAUAUGUAUGAUGCCUUGGCCAACGUGUUGCAGGCCCUGCAGGUGACGGUUACUGACGAGUUUUUGUGUAACGAAGCCAGGGUGGUUUUGGCAGCACUAGCUGAUGCAGUGAGGGGCACUUUCGUUGCGUUUGAGAACAACGUUCUCUACGAGACCUCGAAGAGACCGACUAUAAAUGGUGAGGUUCAUCCGAUGAUAAGGUACGUGAUGAACUAUGUGAAGUUGAUUGUGGAUUAUGCCGAGACCCUGAAUUCUCUUCUGGAGAACGAUGAGGAUAACGAGUUAGAGGGCAUAUCUGGGGAUGAUGCGAAUAAUUUGCCGGAGAACAUGUCGCCUCUUGCUAAGCGGCUACUGAGGUUGAUUACUUCCCUAGAGCUUAAUCUGGAAGAGAAAUCUAAGUUGUAUGAGGAUGGUGGAUUGCAAUGCAUAUUCUUGAUGAACAAUAUCCUCUACAUAGUACAGAAGGUGAAGGAUUCAGAGCUGGGCAAGCUCUUGGGCGAUGAUUGGGUCAAGAAACGGCGAGGGCAGAUACGUCAAUACGCUACUGGUUACCUCAGGGCAUCAUGGAGCAGAGUGCUGUCUUCUUUGAGGGAAGAAUCCGGGAGCUCGAGUAAUAGCCCGAGUUACAGGCUAAGAAGCAGUAGUUCGAGUAACGCAUUGGCCUUGAAGGAGAGAUUCAAAGCAUUCAAUGCGAGCUUUGAAGAGUUGUACAGGGUUCAAACAGCUUGGAAGGUCCCGGAUCCUCAACUCCGGGAAGAAUUGAGGAUAUCUAUAUCGGAGAAAGUGAUUCCGGCAUACCGGGCAUUCUUCGGGAGGAAUAAGAGUCAGCUAGAAGGCGGAAGGCAUGCUGGAAAGUACAUCAAGUACACACCAGAUGACCUGGAGGGUUACUUGUUAGAUCUAUUCGAAGGAAGUCAAACAGUGAUUCACCACCCGAGGAGGAAAAGCUCUUGAGGUAAGAAUCAUACAUCCUCGUCGAGACUUUUUUUUAUCUUCCUGUGGAAACACAGGACUGCCUGUUUAAUGCCCAUCACAGUGACCAUCUUUCUAUAGUUGCAGGGUCAUAUAAAGUUAUAUUAUGUCAAAAGAAAAAAAUCAUAUGUACAUGUUCGUAUUACUAUCGUGUUUUCAAGCAUGGGUUUUUAUAUAUUUCACAGAUGCUACCAAGAGUAUUAAGACAGCACAGCUUUGGUGUUGCAUUAAUUCGA